GAGUGCAUCCCGCGACGUUACUCUAUUUGUCGUUUACGAUUGCGUGGGACCACCAUUUCCGGCGUAACUGAGCAAAGCAAGAGAUGACACUAUUCGCGAUCGUACUACUCGGUUUGACCAGCCUGGUCUCAGCCAAACCCACUUUUCUGUCUGUACCAUUGGUAUACGCGACACCUCUGACUGCCCUGACGUCCGAUAUGCAAGUUGAUAUCAACGGUGGACCGGAAGUUGCAGCCGCGCACAUUGACGAGAGGACAGGGUUGGCGAAUGGGAUUGACAGAUCAACCGUUGGAUCCCAAUUGCUACGAGAACGACAAUCGCUUUUUCGUGAUAAUACGCCACUGAUGUUAAUGUCUUCCGCGCCUCUUGGCACAGACGGCAGAGUCAUGGAUACGCCGGAAGUCGCGGCUGCGAAAGUGGCUCACGCGGCAGCGCAUGUCCACGAGAGAAUCAACCUGGCGAACGAGAUUGCGAGGUCCAGCGGUGGUGCACUGGAUUCGUCUGACGUCGACAGACAUCCCGACAGUAGCAUCCUGAACGCACCGAAAGUCGCGCGUGCCAACGGAAAGAUCUUCCCGAUGAACAAGGCUGCGAGAUCCGGCGAUGCUCUCCCAAGUGCCGUGAACGGUCGUGUAGUGCCAUUGGUGCUUGGCAACAAUGUCGUCGCUACUCUGGUACCCAUCAGUCCCGAUGGCAGGCCGUUGGACGUGCCGGAAGUGGCUACGCGUGGAGACCAGAAUUUGGCAAACGACGUGAAAUCUGUCGAUGCUUUAGCUGUCGCUGGAAGGGCGCUUGCUUACGGCAGAUUAGUUUACUAAGAAAGGUUUUGCUGCUUAAAGAAAAUACAGUUUAUGCUGAGAAAAAGAUACUUCAAA
Molecule: messenger RNA, 875 nt
Organism: Mycetomoellerius zeteki
Lineage: Eukaryota; Metazoa; Arthropoda; Insecta; Hymenoptera; Formicidae
Product: cuticle protein 18.7
Exons: 1
Coding region: 84-818 (244 amino acids)
Source: RefSeq, a predicted model, not a curated record